AUGAAGGGCGCUGAAGCCAACGCCUCCAACGGCGGCUCUGGCAAUAUUUACAUUGGACAGGAGAUCUACAAGGAAGAGAACCCCACCAUAACCUAUAUCCCUCCGUGCAACUUCAUCCUACCUCCCUACACGCUCGCCUCGCCAACCACCAUCACCCUCCCCGUUUAUACAACCUCUCUCGAGAUCGCGUGGUCGACAGUCCUUACCGUCACCGUUGGAGCAACCGAAACAGCAACCAGCACAAUAACUCGUACGAUCCAGACAACGACCAUCUCUAUCCCUUUAAUCAUGACAGACAGAAUUAACAUCUGGCACUGGAACAUCACUCCUACUGCUCCCUCGCUGCGUAGCUACCAGCUGACCAGCAGCAUCCUACCUUCCCUGAUCCACAUUACUAAAAGCGGCGUCCCUAGCGCAAACCUGCCAGUUACUCGCAUUCUCACCCUUCCGCCAUUCCCCUACAAGACGGAUAUUAUUAAUCCUUUCUUCUAG
This is a messenger RNA of Aspergillus calidoustus, 492 nucleotides long. The record is from the annotation of a GenBank genome assembly. NCBI's taxonomy places the organism in Eukaryota, Fungi, Ascomycota, Eurotiomycetes, Eurotiales, Aspergillaceae.